Messenger RNA from Paramuricea clavata, 555 nucleotides. The record is from the annotation of a GenBank genome assembly. Lineage: Eukaryota; Metazoa; Cnidaria; Anthozoa; Malacalcyonacea; Plexauridae.
AUGGCACCUGUGCAAGUUAGACGCGGGGGGCAUUUAGAGCCAUAUGCAGAGUUGACACCCUUAGGUUGGGUGAUUGCCGGCCCAGUCCCCGCCUCCAAUGGUCAGGAGAUGCGUGUCUUGUGUGUCCACGUGUCGGAGGACGAAGGCGAUGCUAAUCGAGAGUUACGAAAGUUCUGGGAUGUGGACAGUUUCGGUGUUCGGGCAGAGAUUAAGUCACCUUACACGCCUGGUGAGCAGAAAGCCUUGGACAUUCUUGAUCAAUCAUGCAAGCAGCAGGAGUUUGGUUAUCAACUCGGACUUCUUUGGAAAACGAACAGACCCAGUUUACCUAAUAAUUAUGACACUGCCCUGAAACGCCUAGAAUCGGUUGAACGUCGCCUUUUGAAAGAUCCGAAGUUAGCUGAGGGAUAUUUAAAAGCGAUAAAUGCAUAUGUUGAAAAGGGAUUUGCACGCAAGUUAUCGGAAGAAGAGCGCGUAAAACAUGGUGAACAGUGGUUCCUACCCCCAUCACCCUGUUCUCUCCCCACACAAACCCCUACCGAGAGUAGUAUUUAA